CUAACAUCCAAAAUAGAGUAGCUAUCCCCACUUGAUUGUCAAACAAGAGACUAUUGCCAAACACACCUUAAUUAUUUUGCUUCUCCAAUAACCCAUAUGAAUUAAUUUCCCUUUUCCUUAAAACGCGUUGGUUGCAAAAUUAUAAUUGAAUUUUUCAGACCAAAAUCUUCGCAAAACUGAAAAUCACACAUUGAUCAAAUUUCCCCUUUUCUUUUAGAGCCCUAACGAGCUGGAUAUCGUCUCUCCGUCACUUCUCCCCGACGACGGAAAAAUAAUGGCCGACACGACGGUGAUCGCCGUCGAUCAUCCGCCGCUUACGAUCGACGACUACGAUUCGGGGCUCUCAGUGCCACCCUUCGACACCGAUUUCUUCUCUCAAGGCGCUCAAGGCGACGGCCAAAACGACGCCGUCGUCGACGACCUCGAUUUCGAUUUCUCCUUCGAUGAUCUCUACCUUCCUUCUCCCGAUGAGCUCGACGACCUCCUUAACCCUUCCCAAAUUCAGGAAUUCGCUGCGCAUGUGGAUCAAUUUCCCGUCCAUAUUCUCGGUGAGGGCUGUAAUUUGGGCUAUAUUAGCUCCGAUGACGCCGGAAUUUCGAAUUCCGGUUCACCUGUAUUGGAGCCGCAUCAAAUUCCCGGCCAUCUGAGUGUGCCGUCGCCCGAAUCGAAUGGAUCGAAUCAUGAAACCCCAGAGAAUUGCAACGAUGACGUGAAAGUGACGAGUUGGCCUUCCCCUGAAUCUAGGGGAUCGGACAUUUGCGGCUCCAAUGUCUCCAAGGAGUCAAAAAAUCGCAUCAACCGGUCAGUGGAUUUCUCCCCCAGCCCUAAUAAUUCCAUGUCCAAUGAAACUGCUAUGGCUAAUCAGAAGGCCAAGUCUGAGGAGCUUUCGAAAAUGAAAAUCCGUAGCUCCUCGUUGAAAAGGAAAAAGGACAGUGAGAAUCCCGAGAAUAGCAACAGCAGCAACAACAAUGGCGUGUUAAGUGAAGAAGAUGAGAAAAGAAAGGCGAGGCUGAUGAGGAACAGGGAGAGUGCACAGCUAUCGAGACAGAGGAAAAAACACUAUGUUGAGGAGUUGGAGGAGAAAGUGAAGAUGAUGCAGUCUACCAUUCAAGACUUAAACACGAAAGUAGCUUACUUUAUGGCCGAAAACACCACUUUGAGGCAACAAAUGGGAGGCAAUAUUUCGGCUCCACCUCCCGGAAUGUAUCCUCCUCCGUCCAUGAUGAUGUAUCCAUGGAUGCCUUGCCCGCCUUAUGUGACAAAGCAAGGAUCUCAAGUUCCCUUAGUGCCGAUUCCCAGGUUGAAGCCCCAGCAGCCGGCACAAGCGCCACUGAAGGCCCCCAAGAAGGUGGAGAACAAGAAAGGCGAACGGCCAACAAAGAUUAAGAAAGUUGCUAGUGUUAGUUUCCUGGGUAUACUCUUUUUCUUCAUGCUGUUUGGGUGCUUGGUCCCGAUUUUCAACGUGAGGUAUGGAGGAGUGAGGGAUACAUUGACAAUCGGGGGAAGUUAUGAUGGGGUUUUUGAGGAACAUCAUAAUGGCAGGGUUUUGAUGAUGAAUGGAACCAGGAGUCGUGAUAAUGUAACCGAACCACUUGUUGCGUCACUGUAUGUGCCGAGAAAUGAUAAACUUGUGAAGAUAGAUGGUAAUCUGAUUAUACAUUCAGUUCUGGCGAGCGAGAGGACCGUUUCUUCUAGUGAAGACACUGCUAUUGCGGUUCGUGGAGGGUUGAGUCACACUGUUCGUGUUCCAGAGCUAAGGGCUAUUGGGUCUGGCUCGGCAGACAGGGUCGAGAGGAAGCUGAGCGCAACUGAUGGCAAGAUACAACAGUGGUUCCAGGAGGGGCUUGCUGGGCCAAUGUUGAGCACCGGCAUGUGUACCGAAGUUUUCCAGUUUGAUGUCUCGUCAGCUUCAGGAGCCAUAGUCCCAGCAGCUGCAGCCACAGCCACAGCCACAGCCACAGCCACACAGAACAUAACCCAAGGGCAUAACCGUAAUUCCACUCAACUUACCCGGGCCGCCAAGAACCGAAGAAUCCUUCGUGGCCUCCCUAUUACACAUUCCGAAUCCACUCACAAUAUUUCUAAACGAAGCUCGGGAAAAAAAAACCCACACGAACACGGAUUGAAUGGAAAUAAUACCGUCUCACCUAUGGUGGUUUCGGUUCUUGUCGACCCUCGAGAGGUCGGUGGUGAUGCUGACGUGGAUGGCGUCAUCAAAUCGAAGUCCCUUUCCCGGAUAUUUGUGGUCGUGUUGAUCGACAGCGUUAAGUACGUUACGUACUCUUGUGGGCUCCCAUUUAAGGGGUCCCCACAUCAUUUGGUGACUACUUAGAUUAGGUUUAGGAGUUGAAACUUGAAAGUACUGGCUGAAAUAAAUUUACUUAACUUGGUAUAAUUGAAAUUUAGUAUUUAACCAUCAUGAAUUUACUUAUUGGACUUGUAAGUUGUGACUGAUGCUGCUUUGUGUAUUCGACUGUAAUUGAUAUGAUGAGCCUAUGGUAAUUCUGUUAACUUUUUUACCUGCCUGAAAUACUUGGUGAGAAUCAACUUAUUUACAGUUUGCUGUUCA
This is a messenger RNA of Striga asiatica, 2569 nucleotides long. NCBI's taxonomy places the organism in Eukaryota, Viridiplantae, Streptophyta, Magnoliopsida, Lamiales, Orobanchaceae. The record is from the annotation of a GenBank genome assembly.